AACUGUCCGCCAUACCCCGCUUGAGUUUGCAGUAGAGUACGCCAGGGCAACACGGCUGUAUUAUAUAACUUUAAUGUAGCCUACUAGUGUAAUGGCGCAAGAGCAGAAUAUUGCGCCGCAGAUCUGUCGAUUCGUUGUGGAUUAAUCCUGAAAUCGCGAGCAAGUGACCGACCGAACACUUUUUCCACCUACCGGCGACGUGCGUUAAAAGUUAUCGACAGAUCGGCGAAACGGCGCACACGGUGGAUCUCGCCCCUCUUCAGCUAGGUCAGCGACUCUGUCGACUUUAAUUAUAAAAUAGUUGACAUUUCGGACGAUGUUUUCCUGCCACACCAGGAAACAGGUCGCAACAAAUACAUCUGAGAUUUGACCACGCAACAUCACUGCAAGAAAGAGGUUUUAUUUGAGGGCUUGACUGGGUGGACAUUGCGUUAUUUCUCACAUUUCCCCCCCAACUUGGAUUGACGGGAGAUGACCUAACGAACGGGGCGCAUCCUUCGUUCACUACAGGAUAAAGAAAUGGAUCAGGGUGGAUUGAAGCGCAAUGGUAAUCGAGGCGACAGCCUGACAUUUGGGGAGACAGGCAGAGAUACAGGUGACACAGCUGGUUCACUGCUCCAGUCUGCAAUGCACCUGCCUGGCCCAGCGUCUUUGCCCCAGCCCACAGUGGCCCCAAAUGGACGGGGUGGAACCAAAGACCAGGGGCAACUUGGAGGCCUUUUUGAGUCCCCUCAGCAUCCUGUCCUGUGUGAGGGGUCAGAUGUGGAGGAGGGUAAAAUCAUCAGAAUGCAGAAACAACAACAACAACAACAACACCACCAGGAUAUCAGCAUAUUCGGCAUGGAGGACAACUUGUUGAAACAGAGUAUUUCUGGUGUCGACCGGAUGCCCACUUCUAUCAUCAAUACCUCUACCUCCUCCGUCCUGGGCAACCUCCCUCUGCCCAACCUUUUUGCCCAGCACAUCAAGCAGGAGGGGAAUUUUUCUCUGGAUAAAGACUUGGGAGCUUACAGUGGGCACACAGGCGCUGGUCCGUGUGAUUUGGAUGGCAACAGCAGUCGCCUAAUCGAUGAUACUGAGAUUUGGCAAGACCUGGACCUUUCUAGCUCUCUGCCAGAUAUAAGUGAUUUUGAGUUGGAUUCAGAAGUGGCACACUUGGAUAACAUUUUACACGACAGCAGGGGCAGUGGUGGUGCUGUCGGCGGCUUGCUAAAGGAAACAAAGUCUCACAUGGGUAACGGAGUAAGCAGUACCAGUCUGAAUGGCACAGACCAGCAGCAGCACCCCAUACACCAUCAGCAUCACCAUCAGCAGCAGCCCCACCACCUUCUUCAGCACCAGCAAAAUCAGCUUCAUCAUCAACAGGAGCCUGCAUCGCUUCUGUCCAGCGUCAUGAUCAAGGAAGAGAAGGAUCCUGACGAUUCUUUCAUCCACAUCCAUACUCCUGGUGUGGUCAAACAGGAGAAGCAGGAGAGCACUGAUUUCUGCCAGUCGCAGUGUCUUCAGAGCAGCCUGGGCGCUCUCCAUGGAACAGGCCCCAUGUCCUCGCCUAUGGGCGUCAGUGCAGGACCUGGCUACCAGUACAGAGCCAGCCCAUCCCCCACUGUGGGCCUGCAAGACCAGAAGCCUUUUGGCAUGUACUCAAACCUGCCUCUGGUGGGCGAGAGCUGGGCCGGGGGGAACAGGUAUGGAGAGUCGCCUGGAAUACAGAGGGGUGACGAUGGGCUCCCCACUGCUUUUACUCUCAGCUUUUCCAGAACAGGAGAGGCCAGCAGUUCUGUGGUGCCAGGCCAAACCAAACCCAGUGGGCAGACCCAUAAGAUCUGUUUGGUGUGUUCAGACGAGGCCUCGGGAUGCCACUACGGGGUUGUAACCUGCGGUAGCUGCAAAGUUUUCUUCAAGAGGGCUGUCGAAGGAUGGAGAGCACGACAAAACACAGAUGGCCAGCACAACUACCUGUGUGCAGGGAGAAAUGACUGCAUCAUCGAUAAAAUCCGGAGGAAGAAUUGCCCAGCCUGCCGCUUCAGGAAAUGUCUUCAAGCCGGAAUGAACUUGGAAGCAAGGAAAAACAAGAAGCUGAUCAAGAUGAAAGUGCAGCGGCCCAUUGGAUCAUCAGAGCCUAUCAGCAACAUGCCUGUUCCAGUCAUCCCCAGGUGCAUGCCCCAGCUUGUGCCCACCAUGCUGUCUGUGCUGAAGGCCAUCGAGCCAGAGAUCAUCUACUCGGGCUAUGACAGCACACUGCCUGACACCUCCUCACGACUCAUGACCACCCUCAACAGGCUGGGUGGGCAGCAGGUCAUCUCUGCAGUCAAGUGGGCCAAGUCACUGCCAGGCUUCCGCAACCUGCACCUGGAUGACCAGAUGACAUUGCUGCAGUGCUCCUGGCUCUUCCUCAUGUCCUUCAGUCUUGGUUGGAGGUCGUACGAGCAGUGUAACGGAAGCAUGCUCUGCUUCGCCCCUGAUCUCGUCAUCAACCAAGAGCGCAUGAAGCUGCCCUUCAUGAACGACCAGUGCGAGCAGAUGCUGAAGAUCUGUAAUGAGUUUGUCAGACUGCAGGUGUCCUAUGAUGAGUACCUGUGCAUGAAGGUCCUGUUACUGCUCAGUACAGUACCGAAAGAUGGCCUGAAGAGCCAGGCGGUGUUUGACGAGAUCAGGAUGACAUACAUCAAGGAGCUGGGAAAAGCCAUCGUCAAGAGAGAGGAGAACGCUAGUCAGAACUGGCAGCGCUUCUACCAGCUAACUAAGCUACUGGACUCCAUGCAGGAGAUGGUUGAGGGUCUUCUCCAGAUCUGUUUCUACACCUUUGUGAAUAAAACCCUCAGCGUGGAAUUCCCGGAGAUGCUGGCGGAGAUCAUCACCAACCAGAUACCAAAAUUCAAAGAUGGGAGCGUCAAGCCUCUGCUGUUUCAUCAGAAAUGACUGCCUUAAAACUGUGAAGCAAUGCCUUAAAUCCUGCCCUGCCCGUGUUCCUCUCUAAGCCCCCAAGCUUUGGCCCCGAGCCCUAAGCCUUUGCUUGUCCUGCCUCCCCCAUCACUGAUUCGACUCCUCGGUUUUCCCCUGCACCCUCUAGGAAUUCUGCCACGUCCCUCCAAGGCCUCAGCCGUUCAGCUUAAUCCCGGAGCACAAUACCUGUGGUGUCACACCUCCUAAUCUGCUCCAAGGUUUGGCCAAACUACGGUAGGACACCCUAUCGCCAACCCUUAGCCCUUCCUCUUAACCAAGGAGAAAAUGUCUCGUGGGCAGGAUGCAUUUUGCGUCUGUUUUUUUGUUUUUUUCCGAGCCCCCUCCUCCGUCCACAGCCUUGUCCUCAGGUCUCUAAUGCUGUUUCUUUUGGUGGCAGCCUGCAUCUUACUCUCUCCUGUCUGCCUCCAGUGUUUCGUUGCUGUUUUCACUGACAGGCCAACACCUAGAAACACCUUUCCUCCCUCAACAUGACACCUAAUAUAUUGUUCAACUCUCCGGAUUAGCAACUUAUUGAAGCGCUCCCCAAGUUCAAGCCUACUGCUCACCAGCCCAGCUUGUCUCCAUUUGCCCUUCCCAGCUCCAAUGCGCAGAGAAUGUAGUGAGUGUUCGCUUGUUGUGGUUUCCAGAGGACUGGUGGCGAUGAAGGGGAUAAACAAAAACACAGAAAAAUUAGAAACAUACUCUGACAUGAGAGAAUCUUGUUUUUCUUGUGGACCCAAGGAGAUUAAGGGUGAACUAUUUUCCGCUGUGAAUCAGUUGUCUUUUCUGAAAUGUCGUAAAUCAGAUUUAUAUACCUGACCAAUGGAAGAAGAAAAAAAAAACAGCUAAAGGAAUAUUCUUCAUUUAUUUUAUGCAGACACGCAUUUCUGACCAUACAUGCAAAAGUCACGCAUACACACAAACAUACAAAGUAUAUGAUGACACACAUUCACUCAGCAAAAUGUUUACACAGGAUGUACUGAGAAGGGAAAACCAGUGCCUUUUAGCUUUUACAGCUCUUCAUAGCCAUUCUCUAGAAACUGUUGUUUUUUUUUGCAUAACAAUAUAACCUUGACAUCCUUUGAUUGACUGCUUUAUUCAUGCUGGCAAUUCCUGUUUUCUUUCCAAACUUCCAUUUGGCUGUUUCUAAUUUGGGCAGCUCUCUCCAUUCUGAUCCCCAGACAUGCACGUAAGAAACAUAUGGUAUAGAUGAGAAAUGUGUGGAGCAGUGUGAAAUAAUAAGAUCUUAAUUUUGAGGGUAAAAAAAAGUACAAGAAAAGAAACAAAAAUUUUGUUUGUUGUUUCACAUGUAAAGUAUAUCUGAUGAAUAUGCUGCAUCGCCCCCAAUCAGUCGAAUACUCAUCCAAAUACUUUCCCUCUAACAAGUUUGUGAAAAGCGGGAAACCGACUUUGUGCUAAAUGGACACCACUGGAAUUAAAAUAGGGCGUAUCUGCUGUGGGGUUUUUUAUAUUUAGCCGUAGAUUGACUGAUUUAAAUAUUAGGGUUUAGGUGUUGGAAUAAUCAGUGAGUUGUUAAUUAGAACAAAUAUUCUAUGCAUCUUUUAUUCAGAUGCAAUCACACAAAUGGGGGUUUUAGAACUUAAUAGCCUUUCAAAAAACAGGUGUAAAGCCAUAACCAUUCAAGCAAAAAACUGUCUUGAAGUCAAAAACAUCCAUUCAUUGCCAGCUGCAUUCAUACUGAGGUUCUAGUUUAGUACAUGGCUUCAUGCAACUUUAUUUUUUACAUGUGGUUUCAUGGAGCUCCUCUUGGAGUGACUAGCCAGACUGCCUGUUCCCACUUCAGAAAUCACAGCAAUGUCAAUUAGGAGUGGAACUAACUUCUGAUGUGUGUUGUAACCAAACAAUAGUACUAGACUGGUUGGAUUUUCUAAGAUAAGGUACAAUUAACACAGUAAGUGCUAGACAUUUCUCAAACCUAUAAACACAAUACUUUUUUGUUUACUGAUUCCAUCUUAAUUUUACAGACAUAUUUUCCAACAAUUAUCAUCACCAUGUAGUACUCCUGAUAGGUAAACAAAAAGCAUAUUAUUUGUGACAAAAUUGACAAAAAAAAAAUACCAUUUUAGAUUAAAUAUACCCUUUAAUCAGCUUUGUCUUAAAGUGUUUGCACAAACAGGAACUGGUGUUGAGCUCAUCAUGGGCUGAAAAUGUUUGUUUUGUACAUGACAUGUGAAAAUAGAGACACGUGUAUAUAGGAUGGAGCCUCAGUUUUCUCAAUAGGAUUUCACCCGUAACAUUGAAAUAUUUUUGGAAGGAGGUGCAGUUUUGUCCAAAUAAUUAGAGAAUCAAAGCUCAGGCUAUGAGUGACUACAUCACUUGGAUGUGUUCCACUAGUGCCAAAUGUAAUAGCAGGUUUUUACUGUAUAUGUCUUUUCCUGGAGAUGUGAAGAAGGGUGAUUAUUCAUUUGGCAUUCCACAUUAUGUGGUUUUUGUAACUUUUGCUCGAGGGUGCUCAUUUGUGAGAAAGAUCAUAGUGUCGUGUCACCCCUACACCAGCCUAAAAGCACUGAUUGUUAUCAUCCAAUUAAGUGUAUGAUACCUCUUUUUCCAGAGAUGCACAAAAUAUUGUAUUUUUAGAACUGCAAAGGAAGCAGUAAUGCCUACUGCUGUCAAACAAGGUGGUGGUCAGCAUUCGGUACACCUGUAAUGUAAAAACAUGUUCGUACCAGCUUAUGUGACGGCCAAAGCAAAAAUACAUUGACAGCGCAUUUGAACAUUGGCUUCUGCUGGAAGCGCAAACACAAUGCUCCCCCCUUUCAGCAGACAUGGCUCUAUUUUCCUCAGUGUUUCUUCACCUUUCUACUGCCAGGCCUCUCUGCCUAUAAUGUCAACCGUACAGAUUUUCAGCUGUUCACUCUCAACGGUACUUUUCCCUCCCCAGCGCAUUAACUCUGAAUGGCAGUUAACAGACCAGGUAGCAGGUUGCCAUAGAGACCGGUUAUUUGUGUGUUGCUUACAGCUAACAGCCCGGCAGGAUGCAUACAAGCCACUAUUCAAUAAAAGGCAUCAUGCUUUUAAUCAGCCAUUCUGUCGAAGGGUGGGCGCUCACAGCGGGGUAAUUUCAUGUACAGUGUAGGCUUUCAGCUGCACCCGCUAACAUGGGCUCGAUGCCGCUCAUUGACUAAACAGUCCAUUUGUUUGGGUGACUUUUGCCUACAGUAUUACAUUUGUUUCCAGGUGGCGGUGCUUCAGAAAACCAGCUUUAACGUGUAGAUGUAACCAUAUUCCUGCUAAUUUCUAAAUGGCCAUAGGUGUAUAUAGCAGCGCCAACAUAGCCAGUGCAAUGUAAACAGUAUCUAUUAUUACAAAAUAUUUUUACAUGGACAUAACAUCUAUACUCCUCGUACUACAUUUUACCUUUCAACUUCAUGUUUGACUAAAGGCCUUGCGAAAGGGAGACAGAGAGCCAUAGAAAUAAGAUUUCAAAUCAGGAAAUAGAUAAACCCUUAAAAAAUAUCAAUGCUUUUGGAGAUUAAUCUAUUAUGUAAAAAAAAAAAAAAAAAAGACUAUUUUCUGCGAUUUUCAAUACAUCUGCAAGAUCCUCUUUGAUAUGAAUAACUUUAUCCAAUCCUUUUUGUACAUUGAACGAGUCAAGAAAGUAAAUAUUUUUCUGUUUGUUGGUUUGUGUUUGAUAAAAGGUAGACGUGUUGAAUACAUUAGCAAGUGUUAAACAUGUUUGUCUCGUGAAGUAAAUGUAAAUUCUACACGUCAAUGGGAAAGUCUACCUGAAUGCUCACUGUGUUUUAAAGUUAUAGGGAAGCGAGGGGGGAAAGGAGGGAGGAACGGGAGGUAAGAGAGACUGGAAGAGGUUUUUGCGUUGUAAAAGAGUGACCAAAGCAGAGAAGAAAAAAAAUUAACAAACAGAAGUAUUCAAGCAGUUACACUUUAAGUAGUACUUACUAUCCAACUUCUAGUACUUAUUAUUUUAUUUGAAAGGUAUCUUUUUUUAAAAUCAGGCUUUGGUUCCCAUGUAUAUUGCUUUGAGGAUUUACUGGUCACUUUAAAAUAGAAAAUGAGAUAUAAAAAAAGUUGAAUCUCCAUGUUAAAGUAAAUCUACCAGAGCCUGACGCAAUUGCACUACCCUCAUACUGGUUGAUAAAGUCUAUUUUGUAUAAAAUACAUGCAAAUAUUAAAAUAUUAAUAUUGUUUAAAGAUAAAGGGCAGAUCAUGUUUCACUGGUACAUAUGGCGAUGGCUUUCACUGAAGUCUGUUUUGUUCGUAUUUCAGUUAUGUAAAUGUAAUCCAAUGUAAACACAAACAAAAAAUAUAUAAAAUGUUUGUUUAAAAAAAGAGUUUGUUUCACGCAUUACACCUCUUCUGUAGUCAGUGUCGAUAUUUUCACCUAUUUGAUUAAAUGUUGAAUUAAGUUAUCUGUGUUGUUCUUUGACAUUGGAUUUGGCAUCGAGUUGAUAACAACUUGGAUGAUGAUUUUUGUCAUCACUGGUUGAAAGUGGAAAUUCAGAAAAACUGAUUUAUUUCAAACAUCUUAGACAAUAAAAUUUCCUGUUUUUCAGCGCUCA
Molecule: messenger RNA, 7484 nt
Organism: Micropterus salmoides (largemouth bass)
Lineage: Eukaryota; Metazoa; Chordata; Actinopteri; Centrarchiformes; Centrarchidae
Product: glucocorticoid receptor-like
Exons: 10
Coding region: 520-2919 (799 amino acids)
Biological process (GO): regulation of DNA-templated transcription
Molecular function (GO): zinc ion binding; sequence-specific DNA binding; DNA-binding transcription factor activity
Source: RefSeq, a predicted model, not a curated record